Naumovozyma dairenensis CBS 421 is the source of this 456-nucleotide messenger RNA. It is a transcript of the gene QRI5, whose product is annotated as mitochondrial 37S ribosomal protein mS38. The transcript has a single exon. Bases 1 to 456 code for a protein of 151 amino acids. The record is from RefSeq and is a predicted model, not a curated record. Gene Ontology annotation, biological process: mRNA processing. NCBI's taxonomy places the organism in Eukaryota, Fungi, Ascomycota, Saccharomycetes, Saccharomycetales, Saccharomycetaceae. Gene Ontology annotation, cellular component: mitochondrion.
AUGUUACCACUGUUUUUCUCGAGGAUGCCAGCAAGUCGGCCAUUGUCGAUAUUGAAGGGAAAUGCAAGGUUUUUAUCAACACAACUAAAGAACACAAAUCAAAGCUACCACCAUCAUGGAGAUGAUACUAUGAUAUCAACUAUGAUGAAUUUAUCCAAAUCAAGAUUAAUAAAUUCUAAUGAUAUAUUUGAAUUAUCAUCCAAAUCAGCAUUAGGAUUAGAUAGAAAGUUUCAAUGUAAUAUCAAUGAUAUUUCAAAUAUGAUUCCAAUGUUCGGUCGUACAUUGAUCGAAAAUGCGGAGCAAGUUGUUAUUAAUGAUGUGACCAAUUUAUCGAAUGUCGAAAUGCACUUAGAUUCUGUGUUAAGGAAAAGGAGGAAGAAGAUGAAAAAGCAUAAACUGAGAAAAAGAAGAAAGAGACAAAGGGCUGAAAAAAGGAAACUUUCACAAGGUAGGUAG